CAGUGCUCUGCCUACGACAUUGACUACAAAACCUUGCUUCUUCAAUGGCCUCAUCACAGGAAAAGCCACCGACUUAUCAUGUCGUCCCGCACUUCAAUAUUGCCGCCAAAGGUGGCUCUAUCCAGCUCGGCACUGUUGUUAACGACCUCCUCAUGCUUGAGCCACUCAAUCGAUUCAGUGUCAUCCCGCCCGGAAGACUAUGCUACCCACCAGUUUCCCACGGUGGCUUCACUGAGUCUCGAUCUCGACUCCGUGAGGGCUCUGGAGGUAUUUGGGCCAAAGCUCUCGUCGCCCAAGGCGUUGGCCUGAGCACCACGGCUAAUGCCGCUGCUGGCACCGAGCACGCUUCUACGGUGACUUGCGACGAGGUUGUUACCACGUAUUUUGACCCAGACCGCAACUACAUCUGGAAUGCACUCACGGAUCCCAAUAUCAGCGACUACUUCGCAGCUACAGAUUACAAAGAAGAUGUCUUUCUCGUCACUGGCCUCAAAGUAGCCCGGAACCUCCGCUAUAACGCGGCAAGUCAAGCGCAUCGCGAGCUUGGCGUCAGCGCUGAAGCAAAAGAGCAGACAGAUACAAUUGGAGCCGGAGUUCAGGCUCAGGCUGCUGGUAAUGAAGAUCAUUCGGUGUCGUUUACAGCCGAUGAUAUCGUCGUUGGAUUCAGAGUAAAGCGAUACGCCUUCGAGCGUACAUCAUGGAAUCCGCUGAGAAGCAAGGUGCUGACUAACGAGGACUACCUCGAAGGCGCUGAGAUGUAUACACAUAAGGAGACGAAGAGUGAGGACGAUGAGUCAAAGUACGAGGAAGUUCCCAUUCCGGAAGAACAAGGCGCCAGAAAAGACCCCGCAUCACGUCAAAGAGGAUAUCGAGCUUUGGGUCGAUCCCACAAUUUAACGAGAUUCAUUCAUUCCCUGUAAUAGGUGGACAUACAGAAC
Messenger RNA from Fusarium oxysporum Fo47, 938 nucleotides. RefSeq lists its product as uncharacterized. The transcript has a single exon. The record is from RefSeq and is a predicted model, not a curated record. Lineage: Eukaryota; Fungi; Ascomycota; Sordariomycetes; Hypocreales; Nectriaceae. The coding region runs from base 45 to 920 and encodes 291 amino acids.